GCUACGCGUAUGUGUCAGACACUGUUCUAGCCCCUGAAGUUACAUUAGUGAACAAAGUGGGUAAAACUUACAGGUCUCGCCGAGUUAUGCAAGGUCAGGUGGGUCAUUUAAGUGUCCUGCGCCUCAGUUUCCUCACCUGUGAAGUGGGGACAGCAGUGACCUCUUUCCUGAGAGUUGUCAGGACUCACAGUGGCAGUGAGGGGAGGGGUGGAGGCAGACAGCCAGCAGCGGGCACUUCCCCAGCGGCCACUGAUGCUUGUCUCUCUGUCGUGUGUGUACGUGUGUGUUCCAUGGCCUGCCCUCUCAGGCUUUAAAAUGUGUGUCAGCAGCAGCAGCAGCCAUGAUGAGGCGCCCGUCCUGAGUGACAAGCAGCUGGAUGUGCCCAACAUCAUCAUCACCCCCCCGACCCCCACGGGCAUGAUGCUGCCAAGGGACUCCCGGCGGACAGUCUGGCUGGAUGAGAUGGGGUCAUGUCCGGAAGAUGGAGAAAUAGACCCUGAAGCCUGAGGAGGAGGCGCAGGUCGGGGAUUUGUCAGCACCGGCUCCUGCACUGGCCAUCCCUCGUUCCAUGUGUCCCCAGGAGGGCGUAGCUGCCUGGGACAGAUGUUCUGAGUAUGCUGGAUAGGAAAAUGGAGUGAUUCCGACACUUAACCAGAAGAGGUGUGGCCAAAUGAGCAAGGAAUCAGCCCUGCACGCUUCCAGAACGAAGUUUCCCUGGCCCCAUUGAGUGGACCGGACCUCUAACGCCUGCACGUUAUUGCUGAGCCCAGGGUCAUGGUGACGGCCGUCGGGGUGCCAGGGAGAAGCUUUCAUCUGGACACACCCCA
This is a messenger RNA of Hipposideros armiger (great roundleaf bat), 827 nucleotides long. RefSeq names its product calcimembrin (gene CLMB). The record is from RefSeq and is a predicted model, not a curated record. The transcript has 2 exons. Lineage: Eukaryota; Metazoa; Chordata; Mammalia; Chiroptera; Hipposideridae. The coding region runs from base 253 to 507 and encodes 84 amino acids.